Molecule: messenger RNA, 1570 nt
Organism: Choloepus didactylus (southern two-toed sloth)
Lineage: Eukaryota; Metazoa; Chordata; Mammalia; Pilosa; Megalonychidae
Gene: FAM131C
Product: family with sequence similarity 131 member C
Exons: 7
Coding region: 84-911 (275 amino acids)
Source: RefSeq, a predicted model, not a curated record
CUGCAGCCCCCGGCCCGCCAAGACAUGAGCGCCCCGCGGCGCGACGCACCCGAGGCGCAGCGGCCCGGCCCCGCGGCCCCGUGAUGGGCUCCUGCGUGUCGCGAGAACUGUUCACAGCUGCCCCCAAGGACUGCCCUGUGCCCCGGAGCUCAGACCCCCUGAACCCAGACCUGCCCUGCAGCUGCCCACCCGCCAUUGCUGCAGACCGUGUCACUGGCAAGGACAAACAGAUGGAUUUCUGUUGGGAUCCUUGGCAGAGGUGCUUCCAAACCACCAAUGGCUACCUGUCCGACUCCAGAUCCUGCUCCAGCAACUACAACGUGGCAGCCCUGGCCACCUCAUCCCUUGUGGGGGUGGUGCAGAGCAUCAAGGACCACAUCACAAAGCCCACGGCCAUGGCACGUGGCCGCGUGGCCCACCUCAUCGAAUGGAAGGGCUGGAGCGCCCAGCGCUCGGGCUGGGAGCUGUCACCGGCAGAGGAUGAGCACUACUGUCGCCUGCCGGACGAGCUGCGUGAGGCCCGCUUCGCAGCAGGGGUUGCCGAGCAGUUUGCCAUCACAGAGGCCACACUGAGCGCCUGGUCCUUGCUGGAUGACGAGGAGCAGCACCCCGAGGACAGCCCCCAGGACGUCGUGCAGCUACAGGACCUGGGAAGCUUCUACCUGCAGGACAGCCUUCGGAGCGGCCCCUCACUGGACGACAGCCUUCUGGCUUUCUCCCCCGACGGCUGGCCCUCACCUGACGAGCCCCACAGCACAGCAGCUGGCCCGCAGCCCCCCAGCCCUGAACAGCAGCACCAGCGGCGGCUGCCAGGGGGCCCGGGGCCUGAGGGUGGGGCCCACCUGCAGGGCUCCCUCCCCUCGGUGGACAGUGGCUCCCUGUCGGAGGAGGACGAGGUGUUCUAUAACUGAGGCGGGGGCUGUGCGGGCCGGGACCCUGCUCACACCCAGGACCUGGUCUGGCAAGCAGCCUGGGGACACUGGGACCCCAGGGUCCAGGAUGGGGCCUCCCUUGGUCUGCCAGGGCAGGUACAGGGUGGGUGCAGCCGGGAUGGGGGACCAGCACACCCUGUGGACCACUCUGUGCCUCUGUGGAGCUGCCGCCAGCACUGGGAGCCACAACCCCCCUUCUCCCUUCUUCUUCACCUGGCUCAGGUGGGCACCUUCCCCUGCCAGGUUAAUGCUAUCGGCGAGCUCAAGAACUCUCAGCAGACACCAGGGCAACCCACCCAGAGGGACUGAGUCAGGUCCCCAGACAGACAAACCAGGGAAGGUGCUGGAGACCCACACGGGGUGGGGUCCGGGGACCCUGCCUUGACCUCGGGGGCUCGAUCCCUCUCCCACUCCCUCUGGGCUUCUGCCCCCAAUCAAAGCUGGGGUGGCCUCUUCUGGUCGAUAAGCACCCCCUCCCCACGAUAUCCGUGGCUCUGACUGGAGUGUGUCCCCUCCAUACACUCUGAACCUGCUUCCUGGGUGCUCCUGCUUCCCACCCCAGGGAGCCUCCUCUCCCUCCUCACACCCCCCCCCCCAUCUCCCUCAAGGUUCUCUGAAGACAUUAAAGGUGGAUUCAU